This is a messenger RNA of Alternaria infectoria, 687 nucleotides long. RefSeq lists its product as uncharacterized. NCBI's taxonomy places the organism in Eukaryota, Fungi, Ascomycota, Dothideomycetes, Pleosporales, Pleosporaceae. The transcript has a single exon. The coding region runs from base 1 to 687 and encodes 228 amino acids. The record is from RefSeq and is a predicted model, not a curated record.
AUGAGCGUCCGACAGCGACACACUGGCUAUAAACUGCAAGGUCUCGAAAGCAUUCAAAGCCUUGUAUUCGUCAGCCGCAUCUUCCACGACGAGCUUCUCAACUACUGCUUCAGCCGUUUCAACUUCUUUCUCCACAACGGCUCAGAGUCCAUACGCUGGGUGGCACGAGAAUUCUAUCGCCAAAUCGGAGUCGAGAACAGGAAGCUGGUCAAAUACAUCACCAUUCCCAGCUUCAGUAUCGAUCUUGUAAUGAUGAAUCCAGACAAUAUGAUUGAACUCUUCGCCGUUCACAAGGCUUUCUGCCUCGAGCUUUUGGAUGAGAUGCAGCGUGUUUUUGCCCUUCUGGCACGCUUCCCAGCAUUGGAAGAACUCGAUCUGGGUAUUGACAGUCUGGAGGCAGUGCGUCUGACUGAUCGCAUGCAUUGCAAUAUACCACCGCCGUCUACGUCGAGAGCAGAUCUGAGAAGAGAGCGUGGGUUGAUGUACGCGACUGAUAUCAGGGACGCUCUGCAAGAAGCAAGGUUUCUACCAGCAAGGGUGACUAUCGGUAUCUGGUGGACGACGAUAGGUCAGGAUAGAACUGAACUAAGAACGGAUGAGGAAAUUCGGCAAGACCAGGAAGACUUUCUGCAUCGAGUACGAGAAGACAUUAUGCCUGUCCGAGUAAUAUGUAAAGGCGUCAUGUAA